GCGCACCCCAUUUCUCACGUCCGUUGAUCUUGUAACAAGCGUAAAGGACAUGUUGAGGUUCACGCUUGUUCACUUUGAAACACCAUAGUCCCUCCCCCCUGCAUUAUAAACAGUUUUAUCUUGACAUUACCUGUUUUGGGUAACAUAUCUGUUAGCCAAAAUGAAGAGUAACAACAUACAAUAUUUACUGAGCCUUGUCCCAGGGAAACAAAGUCUAGGGACGUACAGGUUUCUCCCCAUCUUCUUCUGCAUCGGAGGCGCCAUGGAGUGGAUCAUGAUCAACGUGAGGAUAGGAAAAGAGACUUUCUAUGAUGUCUACCGAAGAAAACAAUCGGAACGGGACUAUGAGAAGAAGAUCGCUGAUGGUUUAAUAGUUCUUAAUGAGCCUACACCCAAGUGACCGAUGGCCAGACUAAAUGUGGACUUGCUGUGUCACCUAAGGACACAUUAUUGGACUCUCGCUCCCUACUUGUUUCCAACAGGCUGGAAUGGACUUCAUAGCAUGUAACAACAACCAUGUGAAAGUUAUGAGUGAAAGGCUUAUGGAGAAACAUGCACGUUUAUUGCUAUUAUCUUCAGAUUAAGAAAACAUUUGCAGUAAUAAUAAUAAUGGUAGCUCAAAUGAAAGAAUGAAAUCAUCUCCAGAAUGGCUAUAGGAUACUGAAGUUAAAUUCUUAAAACAUUGCAUAGCACCUGCUCAAACAAAACAGCCAAGCCAAAUUGUACUUAAC
Messenger RNA from Trematomus bernacchii (emerald rockcod), 731 nucleotides. Its product is annotated as small integral membrane protein 4. The record is from RefSeq and is a predicted model, not a curated record. Lineage: Eukaryota; Metazoa; Chordata; Actinopteri; Perciformes; Nototheniidae. The coding region runs from base 161 to 400 and encodes 79 amino acids. The transcript is spliced from 2 exons.